AUGUCAAAAGAUAGUGAUGAUCUGUCUGAUAUCAGAUACGCGACAGAAAAACAAUUGGGGUGCAGACAUGUAGAGAGGGUGAAAGAUGGCAAAGAUGGAGGGACACGGGUCGAUAGAGCUACACCGGUGCUAGAGAGCGACACGGUGCGAGAGAGCGACAGGGGGCGAGAGAGCGACACUGGGCGAGAGAGCGACAGGGGGGGGAGAGAGCGACACGGGCGAGAGAGCGGCACGGGGCUAGAGAGCGACAGGGGGGGCGAGAGAGCGACACGGGGCGAGAGAGGGACACGGGCGAGAGAGCGACACGGGGCGAGAGAGCGACACGGGGCGAGAGAGCGACAGGGGGCGAGAGAGCGACACGGGCGAGAGAGCGACACGGGGCGAGAGAGCGACACGGGGCGAGAGAGCGACAGGGGGCGAGAGAGCGACAGGGGGCGAGAGAGGGACACGGGCGAGAGAGCGACACGGGGCGAGAGAGCGACACGGGGCGAGAGAGCGACACGGGCGAGAGAGCGACACGGGGCGAGAGAGCGACACGGGCGAGAGAGCGACACGGGGCGAGAGAGCGACACGGGCGAGAGAGCGACACGGGCGAGAGAGCGACAGGGGCGAGAGAGCGACACGGGGCGAGAGAGCGACACGGGGCGAGAGAGCGACACGGGCGAGAGAGCGACACGGGGCGAGAGAGCGACACGGGGCGAGAGAGCGACAGGGGGCGAGAGAGCGACACGGGCGAGAGAGCGACACGGGGCGAGAGAGCGACACGGGGCGAGAGAGCGACAGGGGGCGAGAGAGCGACAGGGGGCGAGAGAGGGACACGGGCGAGAGAGCGACACGGGGCGAGAGAGCGACACGGGCGAGAGAGCGGCACGGGGCGAGAGAGCGACACGGGGCGAGAGAGCGACACGGGGCGAGAGAGCGACACGGGCGAGAGAGCGACAGGGGGGAGAGAGGGACACGGGCGAGAGAGCGACACGGGGCGAGAGAGCGACACGGGGCGAGAGAGCGACAGGGGGGGGGGAGAGAGCGACACGGGGCGAGAGAGCGACACGGGGCGAGAGAGCGACAGGGGGGAGAGAGCGACACGGGGCGAGAGAGCGACACGGGGCGAGAGAGCGACACGGGGCGAGAGAGCGACACGGGGCGAGAGACCGACACGGGGCGAGAGAGCGACACGGGCGAGAGACCGACACGGGGCGAGAGAGCGACACGGGGCGAGAGAGCGACACGGGGCGAGAGAGCGACACGGGGCGAGAGAGCGACACGGGGCGAGAGAGCGACACGGGGCGAGAGAGCGACAGGGGGGAGAGAGCGACACGGGCGAGAGACCGACACGGGGCGAGAGACCGACACGGGGCGAGAGAGCGACACGGGGCGAGAGAGCGACAGGGGCGAGAGAGCGACACGGGGCGAGAGACCGACACGGGGGCGAGAGAGCGACACGGGCGAGAGACCGACACGGGGCGAGAGAGCGACACGGGGCGAGAGAGCGACACGGGGCGAGAGAGCGACACGGGGCGAGAGAGCGACAAGGGGCGAGAGAGCGACAGGGGGGAGAGAGCGACACGGGCGAGAGAGCGACACGGGGCGAGAGAGCGACAGGGGGGAGAGAGCGACACGGGCGAGAGAGCGACACGGGGCGAGAGAGCGACACGGGGCGAGAGAGCGACACGGGGCGAGAGAGCGACACGGGGCGAGAGAGCGACACGGGGCGAGAGAGCGACACGGACCGAGACCGAGAGAGCGACAGGGGGGGAGAGAGCGGACACGGGGCGAGAGACCGACACGGGGGAGAGAGCGACACGGGGCGAGAGAGCGACACUGGGCGAGAGAACGACAUGGGCGAUAGAGCUACACGGGGCGAGAGAGGGACACGGGCGAGAGAGCGACAGUGGGCGAGAGAGGGACACGGGCGAGAGAGCGACACGGUGUGACGACGACGACAACGAUGAUGAUGAUGUUCAUGUAGAUAGUUUUAAUCUAUGA
Pecten maximus is the source of this 1986-nucleotide messenger RNA. RefSeq names its product filaggrin-like. Bases 1 to 1986 code for a protein of 661 amino acids. NCBI's taxonomy places the organism in Eukaryota, Metazoa, Mollusca, Bivalvia, Pectinida, Pectinidae. The transcript has 3 exons. The record is from RefSeq and is a predicted model, not a curated record.